AAUACACCCAUUACGUCUGUAUAGCGACUGUAUGCCCCAACAUUUCUAAAACAUACUACUUAUGUCCUUUGUGUACCCUCAUACUUUAUAGGAAUGCAACUACUAAUCAUUAGUUUAUGUUAAACGCACGUUUCGUCAAGAUAUGGCUCUGGAUCUCUCAAGCGUAAAUGACACUUCCUUCGAAGAAAAUGAUCCAAAUACGACGUAUAAUUGCGUUCUUCUGUCUUCAGAAGUUAUUUCUUUUCCUGGGACUAGUGAUAUUCUCUUUUAUAUAUCUGAAAUAGGUCAUUUAAUUCUGGCAAACUUCUUCGUUGAACAUUCCAAUGGAAGUUACAUACUUAAAAAAGUUCCACAUAUCAAAUUCCCUCAUGAUUCUUCUGAUUUACCAACAAAUCUAUCUUUGGAUAAAAGUUUCUCAAAUCAAGAAAAUACCCCAUCACAACCAUCAGUAAAUGAUUGUUCAAAUGUAUUGGAUUUAAACAUUCCUAGUAAAUUUGGACAUAUGGAAACAGAUAUACAGUCUUCAGCUUUAGACUGCACAAAUAUUUGUCAUGUUCAAACAUGUUCACCACAAACUCUAGUUAAUUCAUCAUCAUUGAAUAUUUCAGAUUUAGAAAAUCCAGUUGAUGCUACUACCACUCAUCGUUCACAGCAUGGAAACAAUUCAGUUAAUAUGAAUAAAAGUAAAAAUUCAUCAUCUUGCAUACCAAGAUCAAAAUUUUUAGGACAAAUCGUUUGUGAACUUCUUCAAAAAAUGAAAAAUCGUACAAAAUCAUCUGAAAAUCAUGAAAUCAUCAUUCAAGGGCAUAAUUUAACUGAAUUGGAGCAUUUUGUUAAACGCUUACGAGAGUUUCGUUUACGUUUAGGUCUUUCACAAGUUCAACUAAGUACAGAAUUAUCAAAACAUUAUAACUCUAAAGCUUUAUUUAGUCAAACUCUUCUAUCAAGGUUCGAGAAACUCAAUGUCACUGUUAGAUCUGCUUAUCGACUUUUGCCCUAUUUAAAACGUUGGAUUUCACAUACUGAGCAAAAUCAAUGUGGUCAAAUCACUGUUGAAAAAUUAUCCGUUUUUCAUCAUUCUGUUCCUGUACGUGCUGUAGGCAAUUCCCGUUUAACUACAUUGGCUCGUUUAGGUCGCUCCGAUCAUAAUCCUUCAUCGUCAUCUUCUACAACUUCAUCUGUUUUAGCUCUUGUAACGAAACAAGUCAAAGAUCCCGAUAAUGUCAAUAGUUGUCCUACAGAUCGUUCUUCAUUUUCGGAGAAGAUAACUUCUGAUAUAUCUGCAUUAGAUUGUAAAUUACCAGAUCCACAGCAAAAAAGAUGUCGGCGGCGCCGUACUUAUUUCUCCCCAAAAGCUUUAUCAAUAUUAAGUGAAUUUUAUGCAACAAAUCCUCGACCAAAAGGUACUGAUUUCACUGAACUGGCAUCAAGGAUUGGUUGUGAUCGAGAAUCAGUUCGCGUUUGGUUCUGUAACAGACGACAAUUAGACCAUGAUUACUCGCAAAAAGUCUGA
This is a messenger RNA of Schistosoma turkestanicum, 1513 nucleotides long. Lineage: Eukaryota; Metazoa; Platyhelminthes; Trematoda; Strigeidida; Schistosomatidae. The record is from the annotation of a GenBank genome assembly.